UCUUCCCCCGCUCCCCGGCUCUGGUGAAAUGCCAGGGGAAUGAGGAGGGAAGUGGGCCCUGAGGUACAGCCAUCUCUGAACUUGUCCUGGCUGGCAGAGUCCCCCAGCCCCCUAGUAUCAGAUCCUGCUGGAAGCCACACAGACGCCCUGCUGGCGGACUUGGAGUCCACCACCUCCCACAUCUCCAAACGGCCUGUGUUCUUGUCGGAGGAGACCCCCUACUCAUACCCAACUGGAAACCACACAUACCAGGAGAUUGCCGUGCCACCCCCUGUCCCUCCACCCCCAUCCAGCGAGGCCCUCAAUGGCACCAUCCUUGACCCCUUAGACCAGUGGCAGCCCAGCGCCUCCCAAUUCAUCCACCAGCAGCCUCAGUCCCCAUCGCCCGUGUACGGCUCCAGUGCCAAAACUUCCAGUGCCUCCGUCCCCCAGGACAGUGUGGGCCCUCCGUGUCCCCGAGCUGGUGAGGAAGAGCACGUCUACAGCUUCCCCAACAAGCAGAAGUCGGCUGAGCCUUCACCCACUGUGAUGAGCUCCUCUCUGGGCAGCAACCUUUCCGAGCUCGACCGCCUGCUGCUGGAACUGAAUGCCGUGCAGCAUAACGCCCCCGGCUUCCCCUCAGAUGAGGCCAACUCAAGCCCCGCGCUACCCGGGGCUCUGAGCCCCCACUAUGGCAUCGCGGAGAAUAACAGCCCGCUAGGGGGCCAAGCCGGGCCCCUGACCAAAGAGAAGCCCAAGCGGAACGGGGGCCGGGGCCUGGAGGACGUGCGGCCCAGCGUGGAGAGUCUCUUGGAUGAACUGGAGAGCUCCGUGCCCAGCCCCGUCCCCGCCAUCACUGUGAACCAGGGCGAGAUGAGCAGCCCUCAGCGAGUCACCUCCAGCCAGCAGCAGACGCGCAUCUCGGCCUCCUCUGCCACCAGGGAGCUGGACGAACUGAUGGCCUCGCUGUCGGAUUUCAAGACCAGCUCCUCUGCUGUGGCCUCCAGUGCCCUGGGGCUGCCGCCCAGCUCAACUCCAUCCCCACACCACAUACUUCAUUCUCCUCGUCCUCCUGGAGGCCACAGUCACGCCCCGCAGGUCCUCUGCACUGAGGGCAAGGAUAGUAGAUGGGGCCCUCUACCUCCUGUGGCCCCCAGCUGGCUUGAUUUGGCUGGCCUCGGGGUAACACCUGAUACCCCCAACUCAAGAUCUCCCUCUGCAGAGGGUUCUCUGGGGUCGUUUGGUGCAGAGAGCCAGGCUCAAGUCUGGAGGGACCUACCAAACCUCAUGAGUGAGCUCUCCAGGGCUCCCCCCUGCCACACUCUACCCCAGGCUGGGUGUGCAGGUCCCCAGGAGCCUGGAGACCCCCAGGUGCCGCUGACCAGCCCUUUGUACCCAGAGGAAGCUGUGGCUGCCACUUGGGAGCAGCCGUGGGCUUUGGAGGCACUCAGGCCUGAGACUCCCCACGGAGCUAUGCCCAGCUUCCAGGGAGUAACCGAGCCAGCUGUCGAGGCCGUGGACCGUCAGGCUGUCUUCCCAGAUACCUGGAGUCUCAUGAAGGAGCAUGGACAGAGGAAGGAGAGGGCAAGGCCAGAGCCAGGGGAGCCGGAAAGCAGCUGCCCUGCCCCAGUUGCUGUGCAGUUAGGUGGAGAUACGGCCAUGAAGGGAAGCCUGGUCAGGCCAACCCCGGGACCUGAGUCCCCCAGGAGGCCAGAGGGCACCACCAAAGCUGCUGCCGAGGCCAAGAGGGAACAGCCAGAGCUUCCACGUGCCGUGGUCAUGGACACACCCAGCACCAAUGAGAGGAUUUCCACCUCUGGCCAGAUCCGCUCCGUGAUCAGGAGGAGCCGGGAGACAGGCCACGCACACCCCAUGUCCCGGGAGCCCUCCCCUCGCCGCCGGCUGGACCCUGCCACCCUGAGCAGGACCCCAUCCCAGGAGCGGCUCAUCGCAGAGCUGCAGGGUCGGCUGGGCAUCCAGCCGGAGGCGGAGGAGGCAGCGGGGGCAGCAGGGCUCUCCGCCGAGGACUGGCUGACCGAGGGCGUCGUCAUCACUGUGCAGCCACGCGGGAGGCGGGCCGGGGGGCAGCUUGUAGAGAAGGUUGUCUUCUCUCCGGGCUCUCCCAUUCCCCUGAGAAGAACCUUCUCUGUUCGGGCUCCUCCUCCUCCUGUCCCUUUGCUUCAGCAUCGCAAAGACGCCUCGGCCAGCAGCUCUUCUCCCCAGGCCAGCCCGCCUGCCCCCUCCAUCCUGGGGCCCUCAGCUCUCACCUGUGGUUCCCUUGGGGUCCAGAGUGCUGAGACAGGGCCCCGGGAAGACGAUGAGCAGGGCCCCACCCCUCCCCCUCCUGCGCCCCACACCAGGAGGUCUGUGGGCUGCCAGACUGACGAGGACCCGCUCUUCCCGCCGAUGCAGGUCCAGGGCCUGGAACAAAGAGCGGAUGGAGAGCUGUGCUGGGCGGCUGGCUGGCCUCCGAACAGCAGGCAAAGCAGUCCCGAAGGGCAGGACGAGGGAGGGUUCAUGGCCCAGGGGAAGACGGGGAGCAGCUCUCCCCCAGGGGGACCCCCAAAGCCCGGGAGCCAGCUAGACAGUAUGCUGGGGAGCCUGCAAUCCGACCUGAACAAACUGGGGGUCGCCACUGUCGCCAAAGGGGUCUGCGGGGCCUGCAAGAAGCCCAUCGCCGGGCAGGUGGUGACCGCCAUGGGGAAGACAUGGCACCCGGAGCACUUCGUCUGCACCCACUGCCAGGAGGAGAUCGGAUCCCGAAACUUCUUUGAGCGGGAUGGACAGCCCUACUGUGAAAAGGACUAUCACAACCUCUUUUCUCCGCGCUGCUACUACUGCAAUGGUCCCAUCCUGGAUAAAGUGGUGACAGCCCUUGACCGGACGUGGCACCCCGAGCACUUCUUCUGUGCCCAGUGUGGCGCCUUCUUUGGUCCUGAAGGGUUCCAUGAGAAAGACGGCAAGGCCUACUGCCGGAAGGAUUACUUCGACAUGUUCGCGCCCAAGUGCGGCGGCUGCGCCCGGGCCAUCCUGGAGAACUACAUCUCGGCCCUCAAUACCCUCUGGCAUCCCGAGUGCUUCGUGUGCCGGGAAUGCUUCACGCCAUUUGUCAACGGCAGCUUCUUCGAGCAUGACGGGCAGCCCUACUGUGAGGUGCACUACCACGAGCGGCGCGGCUCACUGUGCUCCGGCUGCCAGAAGCCCAUCACGGGCCGCUGCAUCACCGCCAUGGCCAAGAAGUUCCACCCGGAGCACUUCGUCUGUGCCUUCUGCCUCAAGCAGCUCAACAAGGGCACCUUCAAGGAGCAGAACGACAAGCCUUACUGUCAGAACUGCUUCCUCAAGCUCUUCUGCUAGGCGCCCUCGUCCCUUCAUCUGCCCCUCCCCCGGCCCAGCCUCCCCGACUGCUACUGUGACCCAGAGGCCUCCCCCAGGGGCAAAGGGGCAAACCCCACUGGAACUGGAAACUGUGUCCUCAGCUGGUGCAGGGUGGCAAGAGGGCCGCAAGGGGCCCUGCCGGCUUUUCUUACCCCCGCCAGAGCCUCUGGGCCUCCUUCCUCCUCCUGCAGCUCUCCCCAGGCUGCCAGCUCUUCAUCCUCCCUGGCGAUGGGGACUGGAGGACCCCACCCCACCCACACCACGUGUGUCCCUACAAACUCGCCUGGCCAGGCCAGCACCCCACACUGGAGCCAUCUCUUACUCAUUUUGGCAGUGGAGCCAGGGGAGGAGGGUAAGCGGGGUCAGAUGGGGUCUCUCUUUAUCCUUAUUUCCCCCUCGACCUAAUUAUCUUUGUUCUGAGAGUAUUGGGGGACACCCGGCUCCCUCCAGACAAUGCCAGCAUAAAUCCAUCCAUUCAAGGGUGGAAGUGCCCAAGGGGCCACGGAAGGUUCCUUGUGCUCCUCCUGCCCUUCCAGUCUCCCCAGGCCUGGGCAACUGCCCCCUACCCUCCCAUAACUGCUCUGGUUCUACUGAGAAAGGCCUCUCCAGCAAUAAUGUUUUAUAGUCACUUCCUCCGUCUCCGGGGAUGGCGUGAGGUGGGGAGUCACCCCAUGCCUGGACACUGUACCGACUUUGAUAGAUUUCUACACUGAGGUUUGAAUUCGUAUCAUUUGCGUUGCUUUUACUUCUCUAUACAAAAUGAUUUUGAAGAAAUUUUAAAGGUGUCCCCUUUUGUACUCUCCUCCUUGUCUACCGCCACUGGUCCUGUUGAUGACAGUGGCUGUGGUAUGGAGUUUACCUGUACUGAGGGCUUGGGGUGGGGGGAGCAAUUUGUAUUUUAUUUUUUCUUAGCACAAGCAGGUGAACUGGGAGCAGCUCUGAGACUCCCCUUCUUUAACUUCACGGCUCACCGGGACUGUUUUAUAAACUGCUGUAUUUUGAAACCCCUUCCUUACUACCCAGGCCAGCAAGCUCUUAACUGAAACUGGCUUAAGGGUGUCUUGCCCUUUGGCUCCUAGAAUUCUGAACCUCAUCCGUCCUGUUCCUGAGGGAGGAGAAGGGGAAAGUACACUUUGAGGGUACUUUCCUGUCUGUCUAAGCCAUUAGGAGCGUCUGCUCCCCUGGGAACUUUUUGACAACAGAGAACCCACUGAACAUUCUCGGCCUCCUCACCACUUCUCUUCUGCCUUCUCAGGAAAGCUGGUGUCUGAUUUGGGCCAUUGGUCUUGUUGAUUCCACUGGGCGCAUCACUUCCCCCAAUUUCCUGCCCUCCCUGGAGACUGGGGGUCUGGGGAAAGGGCCCAGGUUGUUGCAAGGGGGCCUGAUAGGAUUCUGGGCAGAGGGAUAGGAUCCUGCUGAAGCAAUGGGAAACCCCAGAGCACUCUCCCGCAAGGAUGCAACAGGAGCAGGCAGACCUGGGGUUCCUAGGAGGUCACUGGAAGGGGACCCCAGUGGGGUCUGAGGUGAGGAAGAUCCAGACCACUCUGCUAGCCUCAAGGCAGAGGCUGAGUGUGCUGGGGUCUCAGAAGAGGGUCCCUCCUUCGUGGCAGGGCUGGGAGCAGCCCAGGUCUGGGGAGGUCAGCCAGGCCCCUCUGCAGGUCUGAUGUCUCCACUUCCACCCAUAGGCCUUAUUGCUCUGUUUACAGUGACCUGCCCCAGGCCCCUCUCUUCCAGGGACUGGGGUUUCUGGGGUCCACCCUCUGGGUCAGUGGCUAUUUGAUGAUUUGAUUUUUUUUUCUCUGUAAACUUUUAACCUGGCUUUUCCCCAUUUCAGUUCCUGUGAUUUAUGCCAAUAAAGUUUGCCAUUAUUUUCA
Molecule: messenger RNA, 5231 nt
Organism: Ceratotherium simum simum (southern white rhinoceros)
Lineage: Eukaryota; Metazoa; Chordata; Mammalia; Perissodactyla; Rhinocerotidae
Source: RefSeq, a predicted model, not a curated record